AUGCUAUCUUCAAACGACUCCAAGUUCCACCCCACCUCUUUCAUCCUUCAGGGUAUUCCAGGCCUUGAAGAGAUACACAUUUGGAUCGGGUUUCCUUUUUGUUUUGUAUAUUUGAUUGCCAUUGUGGGGAAUUCCAUUAUCUUGCUUGUGAUAAAGAUUGAAGACAGUCUACACCAGCCAAUGUUUUACUUCUUGGCUAUGCUGGCCUCCAUUGACCUGGGUCUGUCCACAUCCACUAUUCCUAAGAUGCUGGGCAUAUUUUGGUUUAAUUUAACAGAGAUUGACUUUGGGGGUUGUGUAACACAGAUGUUCUUCAUCCACAUAUUCACUGCCAUGGAGACUGUUGUGUUGGUUGCCAUGGCCUUUGAUCGCUAUAUUGCCAUUUGCAACCCUCUGCGGUAUAGUCUAGUUCUCACUAACAGAACCAUUAGUUUUAUCCUUGUGGUGGUGUUUGGUGUUAAUUUCAUUUUGAUUAUCCCGCUGGUGUUUCUCGUCUUGCGGCUCCCCUUCUGUGGUCACCGUAUCAUUGCGCACACAUACUGCGAACACAUGGGAAUUGCUCGGCUGGCCUGUGCCAAUAUAAAGGCAAACAUGAUCUUCGGACUGAUCCUUAUAUCAAUGGCUCUCAUCGAUGUGGUUCUGAUUGCUAUCUCCUACGUGAAAAUACUCCGUGCUGUCUUCUGCCUUCCUUCUCGGGAGGCCAGAGUCAAGGCACUGAAUACAUGUGGCUCCCACAUCUGUGUCAUCCUCGUCUUCUUCACUCCAGCUUUUUUUUCCUUCAUGACCCACCGGUUUGGUGAGAAAGUUCCCAUAUACAUUCAUAUUCUCCUGGCCAAUCUAUAUGUGGUCGUUCCUCCGGCCCUCAAUCCUGUUAUAUACGGUGUGAGGACCAAACAGAUUCGGGAACAAGUUUCAACUAUUUUUUUGAGAAAAAGGAAAACUGAUUUAAAUGAGAGCUAUGCCACCUAA
Molecule: messenger RNA, 969 nt
Organism: Ochotona princeps (American pika)
Lineage: Eukaryota; Metazoa; Chordata; Mammalia; Lagomorpha; Ochotonidae
Product: olfactory receptor 52E4-like
Exons: 1
Coding region: 1-969 (322 amino acids)
Biological process (GO): G protein-coupled receptor signaling pathway
Cellular component (GO): membrane
Molecular function (GO): G protein-coupled receptor activity; olfactory receptor activity
Source: RefSeq, a predicted model, not a curated record